CAGUACUAAAUGGAUAAAACGUUUGUUUUCUCUGAUAAUCUCAAAUUAUCCUCUUAUUACACAGUCAUGUCAAAUAACGGAUAAUUAUAUUUUAAUGUGCACAUGUAAAAUUAAAAUUAUUCUCCAAAGAAUUCACAAAAUUGAAAAUUAAUUUGCAGUUCGUGAAGCUUCAGAUAAAAAAAAGUGGGAACGAGGCUACAGAACCUUAACGCCACGUCUUCUGUGUCUUACCUGUUUGCGAGUAUUCACCUUUGAUUUCGCGGACACCGGUACGAAUACAAACAGCUGGUACUAAUACAAUCUCUUUAAGGGAUGGCCAGCUGGAAGAUAUUGUUGUUGCUAGCGGCAUUGUUACCAUUGAUAUUUGCUGCUCCGCUUGAUCCAAAGAAGCAGAGAGAGUCUGGGGAGGAGGAAGAGCAGGAGAAGGAUGAUGAAACUGAUGAUAUACGGGAGCAGGAGGAAGAUUAUGAUACAGGUUUAGAGUAUGACAGAUAUUUACAAGAAGUUAUUAAUGUGCUAGAGAAAGACCCUGAUUUUAAAAAGAAAUUAGAAGAAGCUGAUAUUGAACACAUCAAGAGUGGAAGAAUAGCUGAUGAAUUAAAUUUAGUUGACCAUCAAGUGCGGUCUAAGCUAGAUGAACUGAAACGUCAUGAAAUCAACCGCCUUCGAUUAGUAGCACGAGAACAGUUAGAUCAAAAAAAUGGGGUGAAACGUAUGGAUAAAAAAUCAAUUACAGAUCUUUUAGGACAUGUUGACCUUGGGAAUACAAAAUCAUUUGAGGAAGAAGACUUAGCUAAGCUUAUACAAAAGGCUACUAAAGAUUUAGAUGAAAUGGACAGGAGGAGGAAAACCGAUUUUAAGAAAUACGAGAUGGAGAAGGAAAUCAAGAGACGAGAGAAAUUGAAGCAAAUGUCAGAUGCUAAGCGAGAGCAGGCUAAGCAAGAAUGGGAAGAAUCACAGAAAAAGAGAAAGCAGCAUGAUAAAGUAAAACACCCAGGCAGUAAGAAGCAACUGGAAGAAGUGUGGGAGGAAACGGAUCAUCUUGACAAAGAUGAUUUUGAUCCUAGGACAUUUUUUAUGUUGCAUGAUAAGAACGGUGAUGGUAAAUUGGAUCCAAUGGAGCUGGAAGCACUCUUUGUGAAUGAAAUUGAAAAAAUCUAUGGUGAUGAUUCUGACCCAAGGGAGAAGAUGGAAGAAAUGUCCAGAAUGCGAGAGCAUGUCAUGAAGGAGAUUGAUACUGAUAAAGAUUUUAUGGUUAGCAUGCGAGAAUUUAUGGACGCAACCCGAGAUAAAGAUUUUGACAACGAGGAAAGCUGGGAAGAUUUAGGAGAUAAAGAUCUUUUUACCGAAGAAGAGUUAGCAGACUUCCAAAGACAGCUACAAGAAAUGGAAGCCAGAAGAAUGAGAAACAAUGUGAAGAAACAACAACAACAACAACUUGGAGGUGAAGAUGACAAGUUGAAGUUCCAGGCAGAGGCAGUUGCCCAAGUGGCAGCACAGCAAGCAGCUCAACAAAAGUCUGCUCAAGAGCUUGCACAGCAACAGAAGGACGCCCAGCUAAGAAAUGCCCAAGAGGCUGCCAGGCAGAAUCAACAGGCAGCUCAACAACAAACUGAACAAAAAGAACAGAUGAAACAACAAUUUGACGAAGCACACGCAGCUAUACAACAACAGCAUCACCAGCAACAGCAACAGCAACAGCAGCAUCACCAGCAACAGCAACAAUUUGAUGAAGCUCACAAAGCUAUAAAACAACAACAUCACCAAAAUGAUGCAAAUGUAGUUGUGAUGGAAGGUGGGCAACCUCUACAAGCUCAGGCAGCUCAGGCAGCACAGGUUAAUGAAAACAAACCACAACAGUAACAACAAUAAUCACCAUCUCUCUUUGGCUUAUGAUACAAUAAUAAGGAAUUACAUGUUAUUACACAGUAUUGUAAUUUGUUCUCUACACGUCAUCUCCUUUUUUAAAUAUGUUUGUAUAUGUGUACGGAUAAAAAAGCUUGCCCAAAGUUUCUAUAAACUAUCAAUGUGCCUGAUCAUUUGUUUGAUUAAUUGCCAUAAUGAUACUUACGUAGUUAUGAUAUAAAUAUUCAGAAAUCAUUUAUAACCGUAUAGGUUGGUAAUUGUCAUGCGAUUGAAAGUGGUGAUCAGCUUGUGCAAAGAUUGAAAAAAUCAAUUUUACUUGAGUUGAAUGUAUCACAUUGGACUGAUUUCCGAUCACCCAUUAACAAAAACAGUAAAAAAAAAGAACAUUUGAGCUUCAAUAUAGAAUAUGUAGAGAAAAAUAUAGCUUGGAGUCUUUUGAUAUUUGUGGUGUAUUUAUUUUUUAAAAAGGUAUAUGUUUACAAUAUGUUUCAUGAUUCUUUAUACCAGGAAAUAUUUUGCCAAUAUUUUUACCAUUGAUAUCAUAAUAUCGAUGUAUUCUUAUUUUGACAUUAUUUUUUUAAAUGUAACUUGUCAUUUUUGGAGUACCAAAAUGAGUCUUGGCAACACAAGUUUGUGGCUGCCUGUAUUUUGGUAUCUGUGCUUUAAAAUUUUGUCUACUACAGGCCUAGGGAGUUCGGGGCGGGCGGUCAAACGGGUGGAUGGACGGACGGACUGACAGUUGGGCAGGCUUUCAAGGGAGGCAGGGAUAUUUUCUUUGAAAUGAAAUUUGCUUAUUUGUAUAAAAUAUUUUUUGUAUGUGUUGCCCUGGCAUUCUUCUUCUUCAUUAUGGUACAGUCAUGAUGGUAAUGGUAAUCGGUACUUGUCAACCACAGACUUCUGCUGUGGUAUCAAUAAUUAUGUGGAAAUUUCACUACCUGCUCACUGUACCUUUCUUAGUUUCAAAAUUAAUCACCGUGAGCUUUAUAGUUAUUUUACUUUGUCUUGUGUACAUCGCUUAGUUGUCCCAGCUAUAUGAUUUAAGCAUUCAUGUCUAUGAAAUGGAAUAAUAAUUCUGUUUCUAUAAUUUAUUAUUUUGUUUUCCAAACCAACAUAUGGCCUGUGAUGUUUUGAAAGUCCAAGAGAGACCAUUACAUGGAAUUGUUAAAAUAACAAACAUAAUGCAUACAAAUUUUACACUAAACCUCCAUAAAGUAUUGUAUCUGAUUGAUGUCAUUCUUUUUUUCUGUCACUGUGUAAUCACUUUUUACUGACACAUGAAAACAUUAAAGUUAUUAUUUUGUUAUUGU
Messenger RNA from Saccoglossus kowalevskii, 3173 nucleotides. Its product is annotated as nucleobindin-2-like. Gene Ontology annotation, cellular component: endoplasmic reticulum-Golgi intermediate compartment; extracellular exosome. Gene Ontology annotation, molecular function: calcium ion binding. The record is from RefSeq and is a predicted model, not a curated record. Lineage: Eukaryota; Metazoa; Hemichordata; Enteropneusta; Harrimaniidae.